This is a messenger RNA of Brenthis ino (lesser marbled fritillary), 234 nucleotides long. The record is from the annotation of a GenBank genome assembly. NCBI's taxonomy places the organism in Eukaryota, Metazoa, Arthropoda, Insecta, Lepidoptera, Nymphalidae.
AUGAAGCAAAGGAGGAGCAUAAGUGGCAUAGAGCAUGCGCGGUUUGUGAUAGGCGCGGCGGUAGGGCGCGGGAGAGGAGGUGACGUGUGCGAGGAACAAAGCGAGGGCCCGCACCACCGUCGAGCGAAGACCACAAGCAGGCCGUACCUUACGCGAGAUUUUACCACCACGAACAACACGCUAUACCAUCGAUCAUCGACACGCAUAGCUCGCGACCUUAACAUUUUACAUCGC